Molecule: messenger RNA, 1822 nt
Organism: Cimex lectularius (bed bug)
Lineage: Eukaryota; Metazoa; Arthropoda; Insecta; Hemiptera; Cimicidae
Gene: Kdsr
Product: 3-ketodihydrosphingosine reductase
Exons: 8
Coding region: 111-1139 (342 amino acids)
Biological process (GO): sphingolipid biosynthetic process
Cellular component (GO): endoplasmic reticulum membrane
Molecular function (GO): 3-dehydrosphinganine reductase activity
Source: RefSeq, a predicted model, not a curated record
GACCUUGAAGUGGAACCUUGUCGGAGCUCGCGAUUAUCAACCGGCGAGGGUGUGAUUGCCGAUUGCUGAUUGCUUGCGACAAAACGACGAACGCCGUACGCGAUUCGACCAUGCUCAGCAUCUUCAUCGAGUUCGUUUUCAACGUCGUGCUCUUCUUGUGCUGCUUCGCAGCCUCACUCCUCGCAGUCGGCGUUGUUUACAUCAAAUUUAGAUACAAGACACUCUCCAGGACGACACUCAAGAACAAACACGUUGUGAUAACAGGAGGUUCAAGUGGAAUCGGAAAAGGCGUAGCAUGUGAGGCUGCAAAAAGAGGAGCAAAUGUGACAAUAAUUGCAAGGGAUAAGAUAAAAUUAGUGGCGGCCAAGAAUGAAAUCGCAAAGCACUGUGUCAACUCGAGUCAAAGGAUUCACACCUACUCUUUGGAUGUCAGCUCUAAUUUUGACAAAGUUGACAAAGCGUUUGUUGAGAUUGAACAGGAAGUCGGCCCGAUAUACAUGCUCGUCAAUUGUGCUGGAAGUGCUGUCUGCGGAAAACUUGAAGAUUUGUCUAAAGCUGAUAUAAAAAAAAUGUUUGAUCUCAAUUGUCUCGGGAGUAUUUUCCCGACAAAAGCUGUCAUAGAAGGCAUGAAGGCAAGAGGAGAGGGUUAUAUUGUGUUUGUGGCUUCCCAGGCUGCACAGAUUGGCAUUUUUGGUUUAAGUGCUUACAGCGCUUCAAAAUUUGCCCUCAGAGGCUUUGCUGAGGCACUUAAUAUGGAAGUGAAAGCGCAUGGAAUCAAAGUGACAAUUUCUUUCCCUCCUGAUACCGACACACCAGGCUUUGCCGAAGAAGAAAAGAGCAAGCCAAAAGAGACCAGGCUCAUUUCGCAAACAUCCGGACUUUACUCGCCUGCCGAAAUCGCAUUAAAAUUAAUGAAUGAUACACUUGCUGGUUAUUUCAUCAGUUCGUACAAUUUUGAAGGGUUCAUGAUGUACGUACUCUGCGCCGGGAUGUCGCCGUAUAGUUCAUUUUUCCAUUUGCUUCUUGAGAGCCUAUUGAUGGGCAUAUUCAGGAUCGUAGGUGGUGCGUAUUUGAUAUCAUUCGAUCGAAUAGUCAUGAGGUGUAUGAAAGAGAAAAACCAUUCAAAGAAAGCUGAGUGAAGUACUUCAAUAUUUACGGAUAAUUUUGUGCAAAAGAAUUCCAUACAAUUAUUUAAUAAGCAGGAUGAGUGGUUUGUGAUAUGUAUUCACGGAGUUUCUUCAAUACCGAGCACUACCAAAAAGUUUUAAAAUGUAGUAAAAAUGUUAUCACAUUGAUGUAUUUUGUCAUUUUAUUCAAGCAUGUAAUAUUUAAAAAAAUAUUAAUGUUAAAACAUGGUAAAAAUAUAGUCAACCAAAAUAAAGAACCGAAUAGAAUGAUGUUUUUGCUACAACCAAUUUUUAUAUUAUAAUAAAUAAAUUAUUCAUUCAUUAUAAAAUAAUGCAUAAUGUUUUUCUUUUAUUGUUUAUGCAAGUCUUCUGAGCAGACCUAAAUGGACUGAGGUAUUUUUUCCUCCUCAUAUCUCUUAAACCUAUAACACAGACAAUAAAUUUAACUUUUCUUAUUUGCACUAUGUCACUGUGUUUUUAUCGCUAGUCUAUGUAAAAUAAAUAUUUUUUAAUUUCUGUGUAUGUAUACUGCUUGUUGAAUUUGAAAGACUGAUGCUUUGAUUUAUUUUCAUUUUCUUAGAAAAACUACUUUUUGUAUUUAAUUAAUUUUAUUUUUGUCGAUUCUUUUUAUACACAGUCGUGAAAUAUUAUGCUAUUCUUAUGCAUUAAAGGUUAAUAUAAUUUAUUGCCCUAUU